Messenger RNA from Suncus etruscus (white-toothed pygmy shrew), 1714 nucleotides. It is a transcript of the gene MSANTD7, whose product is annotated as Myb/SANT DNA binding domain containing 7. The transcript has 4 exons. NCBI's taxonomy places the organism in Eukaryota, Metazoa, Chordata, Mammalia, Eulipotyphla, Soricidae. The record is from RefSeq and is a predicted model, not a curated record. The coding region runs from base 300 to 1418 and encodes 372 amino acids.
AGUGACCCCAGCUAUCGUCGCCUACUCGGAAAACGAAGAGGUGGUUGGAUUGGCAGCCAAACAGAGUAGAAUCAGAAAUAUCUCGAAUACGGUGAUGAAAGUCAAGCAGAUCCUCGGCAGAAGCCAGAAAUGCAGCCUCUGGCCUGGGCUUCUGAGCAGUUAAGCCCCAAGAGAGAAGAAUCACCUGGAAGGACACUGAGAACCCAAAUAGAGCUGUCCCCAAAACCCCACUCCCCACCUACCUUCAGAUUGGCACCUCUCCCACCGCCCGGGAGCUUCCACCAUUCGCCCAGACCAGCAUGGCCGGGGCCAGCAACAGCAGCAGCAGCAGUGCGGGCAUCCGCUGGUCCAGGCAGGAGACGCGCACGCUUCUCUCCAUCCUAGGCGAGGCCAAGUACAUCCAACGCCUGCAGACCGUGCACCAUAAUGCUGAUGUCUACCAGGCCGUGUCUAGGCGUAUGCAACAGGAGGGCUUCCGCCGCACCGAGCGCCAGUGCCGCUCCAAGUUCAAGGUGCUCAAGGCCUUGUACUUGAAGGCGGCUGUUGCCCAGGGCACUGGUAUUGGGGAGCAGACCCGCUGCCCGUUUUACAAUAUGCUGGAUCGGCUGCUCCGGAAUCAGAUUGCAGUUGACCCAGACACAGACUUAGGCCCAGGCAACAUGACGGAAGAAGCAGCUCAGGCCCAGCCCUGUAAGCCUGAUGUAGUGGCCUCUGGGGAGGGAGAGCCCUGCCUUCUGAGCACCAAGGGGAUGCAGGAGCCAGACCCCCAGGCUGUCCCGAAAACAGCCAAGGAAUCCACUGCGGAUUGUCACCUGAGCGUCAGUGAACAGAUUCGAAAGACCAGCGGCCUAGAAGACUCCUGGGAUGAAUCCUCUGGUGCAGGGUGCUCUCAAGGGACCCCCAGCUACAACAGCUCUCACCACCUUUUCAGAGGGGCCACAGGCCCCUGCCAAAAUAGCAGUCCCCUAACCAGACUAGGACUGUCCCAAGAGCCUAGUCCCCACACCAGCCUCGACCAAUCCUCUCCCGAAGUGUCCACUGCUCGGCGACCUCCCUCCACUACUCCUGCCGCCUCCACAGUGCCUUUUGUUCCUGGGACACCCAGACCUUUGACCAGAGUGUCCCCGCCACCGUGGGCAAGGCGACGAAGGCGAUCUCUAGCCAGGACUCUCACUGCAGAGCUGGAAGAGAACAGGAGGUUGGCACGAGAACUGUCGAAGCAGGAGGCAGAAAAGUUGGACAGGCUGAUUGCGCUGGGCCAGGAGAUCAGCGCCCAACAGGAUGCAGCCAAUGCACUCCGCAGGGAUGCGGUUAGUGCCAUUAGGCGCCUGGCCACUGCUGUGGAACAAGCCACCAGGACCUUCCAGUUGGGGUUGGAGAAGCUGCUGCCGACGCUUGUUUCCAACGCCAAAAGUUAGCUGUGGGGAGCCCCGAGUGGGCCCCCACUUCUGCCCUCCAGCCCUCUUGCUUAUAGCGGUAGGAAGGAGUGUCCACAUGCUGCGGGAGACAUGGACCAGGAGGGCCAGCUCUGGGCAUGUCCUAGGAAUGGAUCCAUUUAUUUCUCUUCUUUUCAUCAGGUUCCUUGUCAGUAACAUGGAACCAGGCAUCUUUUCCCCCUUACCCACCUCACAGGGUUGUUGUGAGGAUCCAGGGACCCUGAGCUGUGAAGGGUUUGAGGGUAUAGAGCAGCUCACACAUGGCAGUUUCUUGCACG